AUGCUAACGUCCAAGCAUGACAUUCAUCCAAAUAAAUACAACGAGCUGCGAAGUAUCUAUAAACACUACAUCGAUUCGCAUAAUGCAUUGUAUCAGCUGAAAACGGAAAAAGAAGAAGAAUUAAAGGAUAUUUACAAAAUGAUCAAAACAGAAUUGAUUGAUUCAAAGAUAUGCCUACCAAAAAAGAUUAUGGAAGACAUUUUAAAUAUCAUUCCGUAUAAUAAUCGCUAUACAAAGUCAUAUUUAUCCCUUGCCAAACUCAUAUCUGAUGAUUAUCAUGUUGAAAAGGUCAAAAAUAUUCCCACGAUUUCUGUGCUCUUGUUUUACAAAGAAUAUGGAAUUAAAUUAGAUAAAUACAAAGAUUUUGAAGAAGAUAAUUCAGAAAAUCUUGAUAUUCAUACAGAAAAUACAAUUUUCAGAGCAAUUAUGAAUAAUGACUUAGAAACAUUUAUCUCAUUUACUGAAAGAGAAGGAUUUAAUAAAGAUCAAAAACCUGAAAGUAGUUUAUAUCCAUAUUCUUUCGAAGGAAAUUCGUUACUUGAAUUUUGUUGUUACCAUGGAGCAGUUGAUUGUUUCAAAUUCCUAAGGACGAAAUUUAACUCAGAAAUAACUCAAGAAUGUCUAGCAUUAUCAUUUUUAGGAGGAAAUGCAGAGAUCAUGAGUGAAUGUUUGAAACAUCAGAAACCAAAUAAAGAAUGCAUGAUUUAUGCAAUUAUUUCACACAACAUUGAUUUUGUUACAUUCUUGAUGAAUGAGCACAAUAUAAAGAUCGAUUUGGACUAUUGUGUACUGUAUAAUAAUCUUGAAUCAUUUUUAAUUUAUUUCGAUCAAACUAAUGAUGUUAAUGCAUGCUUUUUUAAUUCGGCAAUGUUUAAUAUUCCAUCUCUUUGCGAAUAUUUCCUAUCAAAUGGUGCAAAUAUCAAUGAAAAAGAUAAUUAUGGAGAAACCGCUCUUCAUAACGCAGCAGUAUAUAAUAGUAAAGAAACUGCCGAACUUCUUAUUUCACAUGGUGCAAAUAUCAAUGAAAAAGAUGAUUUUGGACAAACCGCUCUUCAUAAAGCAGCAAAAUAUAAUAGUAAAGAAACUGCCGAACUUCUUAUUUCACAUGGCAUAAAUAUCAAUACAAAAGAUAAUGAUGGAAAAACCGCUCUUCAUUAUGCAGCAGGAAAUAAUAGUAAAGAAACUGCCGAACUUCUUAUUUCACAUGGUAUAAAUAUCAAUGAAAAAGAUGAUGGAAAAACCGCUCUUCAUAACGCAGCAGUAUAUAAUAGUAAAGAAACUGCCGAACUUCUUAUUUCACAUGGUGCAAAUAUCAAUGAAAAAGAUGAUUUUGGACAAACCGCUCUUCAUAAAGCAGCAAAAUAUAAUAGUAAAGAAACUGCCGAACUUCUUAUUUCACAUGGUGCAAAUAUCAAUGAAAAAGAUGAUUUUGGACAAACCGCUCUUCAUUUUGCAGAAAAUUGUGCAAUAAUAUAA
Messenger RNA from Trichomonas vaginalis G3, 1476 nucleotides. Its product is annotated as ankyrin repeat and SOCS box-containing protein 4 family. The record is from RefSeq and is a predicted model, not a curated record. The transcript has a single exon. The coding region runs from base 1 to 1476 and encodes 491 amino acids. Gene Ontology annotation, molecular function: protein binding. NCBI's taxonomy places the organism in Eukaryota, Parabasalia, Trichomonadida, Trichomonadidae.